Messenger RNA from Saccharomyces kudriavzevii IFO 1802, 1155 nucleotides. It is a transcript of the gene ARP1, whose product is annotated as actin-related protein 1. The coding region runs from base 1 to 1155 and encodes 384 amino acids. The record is from RefSeq and is a predicted model, not a curated record. NCBI's taxonomy places the organism in Eukaryota, Fungi, Ascomycota, Saccharomycetes, Saccharomycetales, Saccharomycetaceae. The transcript has a single exon.
AUGAACCAGUUAAGCGAUAGCGAUGCUUUGUACAAUCAGCCGAUAGUGAUCGACAACGGUUCGGGCAUUAUUAAGGUAGGAUUCAGUGGUGAGGAAAGACCCAAAGCUCUGGAAUACUCUCUUGUGGGGCAUGUAAAAUAUGAAAAAGUCAUGCUUGAAGGUCUUCAAGGAGAUACAUUUGUUGGAAACAAGGCCCAAAAAUUGCGUGGCCUACUCAGAUUACGAUAUCCCAUGACGCAUGGUGUCGUUGAAGAUUGGGAUUCCAUGGAACUUAUAUGGUCGUAUAUGCUGAAUGAAGUUCUACAGUUGCAAAAUAUAGAAGAGCAUCCUUUAUUAAUUACGGAGGCACCGAUGAACCCUUUGAAAAAUAGAGAAGUGAUGGCUCAGGUUUUGUUCGAGACUUUUAAUCUUCCAGCUUUGUAUAUUUCGAAUCCUGCUGUUUUAUCGCUAUAUGCUAGUGGAAGAACCACAGGUUGUGUGGUUGACUGCGGUGAAGGAUAUUGUAGUACGGUUCCCAUAUAUGAUGGUUUCGCAUUACCUGCAUCAAUAAUGAGAAUGGAUAUCGGGGGAAGGGAUAUUACAGAGCAGUUACAGUUUCAGCUGCGAAAAUCAGCUGGUAUUUCACUGUUUUCCAGUAGUGAACUUGAAGUUGUCCGUAUGAUCAAAGAAAAGGUUUGUUAUCUGGCCAAAAAUAUAAAAAAGGAAGAGGAUAGGUACUUGCAAGGCCAUCAUGAUUUAGGGUCUGUGUUCAAACUACCUGAUGGGAAGUGUAUAGAGAUUGGGAAUGAUCGUUAUCGUGCCCCCGAAAUAUUAUUUUCCCCUCAAAUCAUCGGCUCAGGAUACGACGGUUUAUCUGAUAUGUGUAUGCAAUCUAUCUGGAAAGUCGAUCUGGACUUAAGGAAAACUUUGCUGUCAUCCAUAAUUUUGAGCGGCGGAACUACAACUCUUCGAGGGUUCGGAGAGCGCAUGUUACAUGAUCUAGAAGCGCUAUCUAAAGGAACGUGUAAGAUAAAGAUAAUAGCACCUCCGGAAAGAAAAUAUACUACGUGGGUCGGAGGUUCUAUUUUAACGGGGCUGUCUACCUUUCAAAAGCUUUGGACUAAAAAAUCAGACUGGCUGGAGGAUAACACCCGUGUGUUUUCCAACCUCAUGUAA